Molecule: messenger RNA, 732 nt
Organism: Drechmeria coniospora
Lineage: Eukaryota; Fungi; Ascomycota; Sordariomycetes; Hypocreales; Ophiocordycipitaceae
Exons: 1
Coding region: 1-732 (243 amino acids)
Source: RefSeq, a predicted model, not a curated record
AUGCGUUUCUCCACCGUCGCUCUCAUGGCCGUCGCCGCCGAGGCUAGCAACUUCACCACCACCACCGACUACUCGACGCAGCUGGUGACGGUCACCGCCUGCGCCGACGACGUCACCGACUGCCCCGUCUCCAAGACCACGAGCGUGUCGAGCAGCGCCGUGCCCAUGACCACGUCGAUCAAGUACGAGACCAAGAUCCACACCGUCACCUCGUGCCCCGAGACGGUCACGGACUGCCCUGCCCGCAGCACCAUGGUCUCGACCGAGACGAUUGCCACCUACACCACCGUCUGCCCCGUCGCCUCCGUCUCCCCCUCGUCCGUGCCCAGGCCCAACUACUCCAACAGCACGAUGCCGUCGGGCCACGGUCCCUGCGGUGGCAAGCCUUGCCCUCCCUCUCCCGUUGCUCCUGCCGAGCCCAAGAAAUCCAACCUCAACACCGGUGCUGCCCUGCCCACGUCCGAGUCUGCCUGCCCCAGCUUCAGCGUCACGUCGGUCACCAAGACCUACACCACCGUUCUCUCGUCGGUCGAGGUCUCGACCAUCGCGGUCCCGUGCCCGACCGAGACGGAGGUUGUCGCUCCCAUCGGCACAGCCUCGCCUUCCGCCCCCGUCAGCAACAAGACCGCCCCCGGAGUUGGCAACGCCCCCCUCACGGCUGGCGCUUCCUCCUUCGCCGGCUCGGCUCUCUUCGCCGUCGCUGCCGGUCUUGCCGCGUUUGUCCUUGCUUAA